Molecule: messenger RNA, 1690 nt
Organism: Amphibalanus amphitrite
Lineage: Eukaryota; Metazoa; Arthropoda; Thecostraca; Balanomorpha; Balanidae
Product: farnesoate epoxidase-like
Exons: 3
Coding region: 16-1488 (490 amino acids)
Biological process (GO): xenobiotic metabolic process
Cellular component (GO): intracellular membrane-bounded organelle; cytoplasm
Molecular function (GO): oxidoreductase activity, acting on paired donors, with incorporation or reduction of molecular oxygen, reduced flavin or flavoprotein as one donor, and incorporation of one atom of oxygen; heme binding; iron ion binding
Source: RefSeq, a predicted model, not a curated record
GAGCAUAUCAGGGCCAUGUGGGCCAUCGCAAUACUGGUGUGUCUUGUCGCCUUCUAUGUCUGCAAGAGGAUUCGGAAUCAUUCUAGCAAGCUGCCGCCAGGGCCGUUCAACAUCCCGCUACUGGGCAGCUGGGAGUUCAUCAAGCUGUACCUCUGUGACGGCGACAUGGCGCGCAUGUACGAGCGGCUCGGCGCCCGCUACGGACCGGUCGUGUUUCUGCGCGUGGCCAUGGACACGCCGGUGGUGGCCAUCCGCACCUACGAGGCCAUCAAGGAGGCGUCCAAGGACCUGCAGCUGGGUGCCAUCGGCGGGUCGUAUCUGUACCGUCAGAUGAGCGCGUGGCACAACCUCGGGCUCAGCUUCGCCGAGGGCAAGAACUGGCAUGACAACCGGCGCUUCACCAUCAACACGCUGGGGAAGCUCGGCUUCACCAGGCGGAAGAUCGAGCCGCUGGUGGCGCACGAGUGCGCGAUGACGGUGCAGAAGCUGACUGAAGCGGCCGGCCAGCCGGUGGACUCGCACCAGAUCCUGCCGGCGGCGGCGCUGAACAGCAUACUGCAGCUCCUUAUGAGCAGGAGGUUCGAGCUCGACGACCACCAGGUGCUGAGGAUGCGGAGUGACAGCGUCACUCUGUUCAGCAUCAUGGCCAAGAUUCAGACGUACCUGGACUUCGCGCCAUGGCUGAACAAACUCGCCGGCAAAGACUCAGUCAGCAACGAACUCAAUCGAGUCAUGGGCUCCUUCUACGAGUUUGUUGACCAGGUCAUCGCUGAACACGAGGAAACCUUCAAUGAAGACGAGGAGCCUCGUGACCUGUUGGACGCCUACCUCGCCGCUCGGAGUCAGGGCCGCACGGACCAGGACCUCUCGAGGGCCAACCUGCGGGUGCUGAUGAAGGACCUGAUCGUGGGCGGCCUGGAAGGGCCGUACACGACGCUCUCGUGGCUGCUGCUGCUGCUCGCCGAGCACCGGGACGUGCAGCAGCGCGUGCAGGACGAGCUGGACGCCGCCGUGGGCGCCGACCGGACGCCCACCAUCGAGGACCAGCACGCCUGUCCGCUCACACUGGCCGCCAUCGACGAGACGCUCCGCUACGUGACGCUGACUCCGUUCAACCGGCACUUCGCGGCGGCCGGCGGCGCCACCCUGCAGGGCUACCACAUCCCCGCCGGCAGCGUCAUCCUGGUGGACAUCAACUCGCUGCACCACGACCCGGCCGUGUGGGGCGACCCGGACGUGUUCCGGCCGGACCGCUUCCUCGGGGAGGAGGGCGCCCGGCUGCGUCACCGGGUGCGUGGCUUCGGCCUGAGCCCGCGCUCCUGUCCGGCGGAGCCCUACAGUCGCACCAUGCUGUUCCUGUUCGCGGCGGGGCUGCUGCAGAGGAUGACGCUGCGCCUGCCGGACGGCCAGCAGCGGAUGACCGCCGGCCAGGGCUACUCGGUCACCCUGCAACCCGGUCAGACCAUGGUGAUCGGCCAUCCGCGCUGACGCCCGAACGGCAGCGACGACUGGGAGGGGACGAGUGGGUAUGUCGGAGACUCCUGCAGUUCGGGCCAGUUGUCAGUAAAUGUAUGUACACUGUACAGGUAGGUACUGUUGCCAGCAAUAGGUCAUUUUGAAGCAUGAAUAGGUAUAUUGGGUGCCGUCGCUUGUAGUUAUGCUGAAUACACACUUACCUACUUUGACAGUA